Molecule: messenger RNA, 1785 nt
Organism: Solenopsis invicta (red fire ant)
Lineage: Eukaryota; Metazoa; Arthropoda; Insecta; Hymenoptera; Formicidae
Product: dual oxidase maturation factor 1
Exons: 10
Coding region: 279-1589 (436 amino acids)
Biological process (GO): protein transport
Cellular component (GO): endoplasmic reticulum membrane
Source: RefSeq, a predicted model, not a curated record
GUCGAAGUCUUUGAAAAUUAUUUAAUUUGAUAUUUUAAUAUUAUGAAGUACUGGUUCGCGUGACUAUGCGGAAGUUUGACGAUAAAGUUGAUGCUUUAGUCAUCCAGUCUCAAGCGUAAAGAUAGCCGGAAAAGGAACUCAGAUAAAACCGCAACAUCGUCGGGUCUCUCACACGAGUACUAGUUUUAAUUAAACGAGUCUCCGUCGUUAUUUUCUCUGAACCUAAAAUAAUAAAUUAUUCUUGAAUUAUUUACGUAACUGGAAACAAUUUUGCAUUCAUGGGAUUUCAAUUCGGGCGAUCAGAGGGUUUUCCCUCACAAUACUCCGAGAAUCACACCCCAGUGACAGUAGAUGUGACCGAAACCAUCCUGAUCACCGUUUUUGUGAUCAUCUCGAUUGCAUACAUCUGCAUCGUACCAGGCUAUCGGAAGAAGCAAAGUAUUUAUGUAGCUAUAAAGGUCGGCUUCAGCAUCAUCAUUGGAUGCUUGUUAAUAGUAGAAAACUUUGGUCAAGAAUGGGAAUACGGUAGCACAAAAAGCAAAACACCUUAUCGGGCUGGUAUAGGCCAAGAAAUCAAUGCUCAAAUGGUAGUCAAGAUAGGACUGAGAUCGGUGAACAUCACGCUGAAAGCCAAACCGGAAGAAGGUACGCCACUAGCAAAAGAAACGAUCGAUUACAACGAGAGAUUUCCCUGGACAUGGGACCAAGGCAUAAUCGGAUUUGGACCCUAUGCUGGAUUGUUGCAAAGGACUUUCCGUGAAGGCCAACGAAAGGGCUUGCCUAUUCCUAUUUUAUGGAUCGCUGAGUAUUUCGUCAUCGAUGGGGAAGGCAUUCGAUUUGGAAGAUUUUAUCGAACCGCCGGGUGGUACUGUCACAUCUUGUUAUGGACUGCUUUUGCCUGCUGGAUAUUGGCCAAUAUAUUCUUGCAAUCCGUGAGUCGUUACGCCGCUUAUCUACUUGGCUUGAUCGGAGGCUUACAAUUGUUAACUUGUUUCGUAUGGGUCUGCGUGCAUAAUCCAAUUCCACUUGUGAUUCCUUUCGAGGAUGGUGUUAUUAAGAUUACAUUGGGCCAACAUUUCUGGAUGACUUUUGGAUGUGGCCUACUUUGCAUUUUUUUAUCCAUCAUAAUGAUAUUUAUGGAUUUACGUUAUCCAAAUACGUUGUCCACGUUUUUACAAAUAGAUCCUCUCGGCCAAUACGACGAAUGUAUAAUACAACAUUCGAUAAAAAAUGAAAAUGCCAUUCAUUUUAAUCAACAAAAAGCUGUCAAGUACUUAGACAAUGAACUGCGUAAAAAAGGGCAUAUAGACGAUUCAAUGGAAAUGACUUCGCUAUCUUCACAAAACAUGGGAAUGAUAGUAUUAAAAAGACGAUCAACCAUACAAAAUGCACAAAAGUCACUCUUCCGCGCACCAGUUCCCAUGAAAAUGGAAAUCUACGAGGAUGUAUCCGUUUAUGAAAACCAGGAUAUCGCUGGAUCAUCCAAGACUGCGCCUAAAAUGGAAAUACACAACGAGGAGGAAGAAGAGAAAGAAGAAAUCAAGCCACCACCAAUUCCGAAAAAGAAGAAAAUAAAGAUUCGUCCUUAAAUGCCAAAUGGCAGUCUACGACGAAUUUAGAUGAUCAAUGCCUAUGGAUUACUAUUCUGAAAGAAGCUCAAUGUAGUAAAUGUAUAUCCAUAUAUUUUUUACUGUACCAAUACACAGCGAUAGAAGCAGGUAGAUAUCUUGUUGAACUUAACGAAGAGCUUGAAAUUGUGAAUAAAGUCUUUGUCUAGCUUUCCGA